AUGCACAGAAUCACCUCCCUGAUGAAACUAUGUGGUGAAAAUAUCUCUGAGGAUGAUAUGCUUGAGAAAACUCUGAGUAUCUUUAGUGCCGCAAAUGUGCUCAUGCAGCAGCAAUACAUGCGUAGUGGUUUUACGAAGUACUCAGAAUUGGUAUCUUGCAUUUUGUUGGCUGAGCAAAACAACGAGCUUUUAUUGAAAAAUCACCAAUCUCGCCCAACAUGCUCAGCACCACUUCCUGAAAUAAAUGCUGCAUCUCAGGAAGUGAAUGCCACCUCAUCUCAUGGCAGUAUCCACAGACGUGGGCUAGGAGGCAAGCUUGGCCGCUGGCAAGGAAAUAGAAAAGAUCGUGGUGCCCAUUUAUAUGGCUUGGGUCCAAGAAGCAAUCCAUCCACGAGUGGCAAAAAUGCAUCUUGGAAUAAGGGGAAAAAACAGACAAGCCAAAUGUUGAAGGUGCUUAUCACAAAUGUGGCGCAAAGAGACAUUGGGCGCUUACAUGCCACUUUUGAUGACUACUGCAUGUCACUAGGCAUUGACAUUGAACAUCAUGUUCCUCAUGUUCAUACUCAAAAUGGCUUUGCAGAAGCUUUAAUUAAGCGUCUUCAAUUGAUAGCUCGCACCUUACUAAUGAAGACAAAGUUGCCAGUUUCUGCUUGGAGACAUGCCAUUUUACAUGCAACAUCAUUUGUGCGAUUGAGGCCCGUUGCCAACAAUCAAUAUUCUCCAAUACAACUCGUGUUGGGUAAUCAACCAAACAUUUCACAUUUAAGAGUUUUUGGUUGUGUGGUAUAUGUGCCCAUUGCACCACUGCAACGUACUAAGAUCGGCUUACAACGUAGAUUGAGAAUUUAUGUUGGUUUUGAUUCACCAUCUAUCAUCAGAUAUAUGAAGCUCUUGAUGGGUGAUAUCUUUAACGCACGGUUUGUGGAUUGUCAUUUUGAUGAGACAAUUUUUCCACUAUUGGGGGGAGAAAAAUCUGUUCCUAAAGAACAACAAGGCUUACUCUUUCUUGAAGAACGACGUGAAUUAUCGUGGGAUGUACCCACUUCGUCUCAUCUCGAUCCUUGUUCUGCUCAAUGCGAAAUCGAAGUGAGAAGGAUCCUUCACCUCCAAAGUAUUGCAAAUCAAAUGCUAGAUGCAUUUAAUGAUACAACAAAGGUGACGAAAUCACAUAUCCCAGCUGCAAAUGCACCUGCAAAGAUUGAUGUCCAUAAUGGACAAAACAAUGUGCCAACAAAUGAUUCAUUUGUUGCACGCCUGAAGCAUGGUAGGACCACUAGGCUAAAAGGAUUUAGUCCCUUGAAAGAGGAAGUUGAUGGCCAAAAUGAAUCCAGUUGA
Molecule: messenger RNA, 1335 nt
Organism: Prunus armeniaca (apricot)
Lineage: Eukaryota; Viridiplantae; Streptophyta; Magnoliopsida; Rosales; Rosaceae
Source: the annotation of a GenBank genome assembly